AGGAGGUACAUAUGAAGCCAAUAAAACUCAGUUGCCAUGUACUAAGUGUUCUGAAUGGUGCAGUUAAACUAGUGUAAUACAAAAAGUGGACAUGAAGUGGAAUCAUGAAGAUGGAAAAUGUUUGUAUUUUGUAUAUUGGAAUCCAAAUAUUCUUCUGGAAAAAUGCAGUAGAGGAGCAAUAUAGCAAUUCAAUCAAGUGUUAAACUUCACAUGGAUUUACAUGCCACAUACCACAUACCUUUGGCCUGCUGGAACACGUUACCCUGUAAAUUUCUGCUAAACAUGCAAGAGGUGCUGGUGCUGUUGGACUUUGAGGGAACAAUGGGGGAUGAAAUGACGAUACGGGCCGGUGAUGUGGUAAAAAAUGUAAACGCGGCCAGUGAGGAGGGCUGGCUGGAAGGAGAGCUCGGAGGAAAACGAGGAAUAUUUCCUGCUAACUUUGUCAAGGAGGUGCCUGUUAGCCUCACAGGAGACAACAACAGGGAACCACGGAGCCUGAGAAAAUCAAGGAUGUCAAAGCACAUGAGCAGAAAAUGUGAAGUGACUUAUGCCUACACUCCAGUACAAAAGGAUGAGCUUGAGCUGGUGCUCGGAGAGACCAUAGAGAUCCUCAAAGAGAUUGAGGAUGGGUGGUGUAUGGGGAAGAAAAAUGGCAAAAUCGGUGCUUUUCCAUCGAACUUUGUUAAAGAAAAUUUCGUCUCUCCUAAAGAAAGCAAGCUGAGUGAAAGCAAGAGUACAGCUAAAGUUUCUGAUGGCAUCGCUACUAAAGAGGGAAUAAAGCAACAGAGAGCAAGUAUUCGCAAAAAGACAAAUGUAAAAGAAUGUUGUCAAGUCAUGUUCGACUAUGUUGCCUUGGCCGAAGAUGAACUGGAUCUAAAGAAGGGAGACAUCGUCUCAGUCAUCAGCAAGGUCAGUGAAGAUGACGGAUGGUGGGAAGGCGAGUUGAACGGUCGGAGGGGCUUUUUCCCUGACAACUUUGUCAUGGUAAUCCCGAUGGACAUGCAUCAAGAAAAAAGCCACCCACCCCAGAGACUUGGCUCACAGAGGCAUUCAGUAAAACAAGCUUCUGGAAUGGACAAAAUCAGCACUGAAGCAAACACAGCAAAGACAGAGACCAAAGAUGAAAAGCCAGAAACCAAAGAUUUCAGAAGUGACCCCCCUGGUAAAAUUAAGCUGCCGGGCAUGUUUAAAAACCCACCACCUCCAGUAAAGGAAAAGCCACCAAAGUUUGUACACAGGCCAAGUGAGGAUCAAUGUCCUGUCUCACCCAAGCCCACAGAGAGUAAGCUCAAAGAUUUAGACCAGUUUGAUGGAGUAGAUGUGUCUUCAUCUAAACUAAACCAUCCUACAGCCAACAGAGCAAAACCUCCACAAAGAAGACCACCCAAAGGACUUGCUCAUGCUUCUAAUGACACCAAGCAGGAUGAGACAUCAGAAGAAGUAGAUGGCGUCAACAAUAAGCUUCUAUCUCCUUUCAAGGACAUAGAAAAUCAUUUACCAGUAAACAAUGGGGUAACCGUAUUACCCCAGCUUUCAACUCAGUUUAAAACCCUAAAUGAGGAUAAGACAACAGAGGCCAAAGACCAGGAGGGAAAAACAACACUGGAACAUGUGUUUGCUGAGCUGAAAGAACUACGCAUGGCACUGGAACUCUUCAAAACCCGUCAUGAAACGGACAUGAAAGAGCUAAAAGAAGAGAUACAAGAGGAAAAAAACAAACGAAUGAAAUUGCAAGAUGAGGUACAGAUACUGAAGAAGCAGAAGUAAAUGUGGAGGACUACGCCACCAUUAGGACUGGUUUAUUUAAGACUGUGAAUAUACAUAUUGCUGCUCUCAGUAAUACUGAAUCAAUGUGCAGUACAUUGAGGACAUGACACGGCUCACGGAGGACAGAGAAGCCUAAAUUGAAAACUGAUGUAUACACAGAUGAAUGACAUAUGUACAUAAUCAUAUAGUUUGCAUGUACGUAUGUUAAUGAGUUAUCUUUAAAGUUUUAUACAUAUUUUUAUGAGGCAAUAGCUGUCAGUCCAAAAUCACUUGACUAUCCUUGUUACAUAAUGAUUUUUUUUGUCCUCAACUGUAUUUGAGUUACAUUUGGGUUGUUGUUGGGUAGUCUUAAUGUUAACAGUUUUGUACUUUGUGCAAUUUUGGAUAUGUACCCUGACACUAAACAGGAUUUUUACUAAAGUGUUACAUGCCUUAUCGAACAUGUAUCAAGGUGGUUUGAGGUGGUUGCAAUAAGAUGAAUGUAUGUAUGGAUCACUGGAUUCUUUCGAAAUUACAAGUAGCCAAUGUGUUAUGGAAUGAGUUGUGUGGUGUAUUUUAAAUGUUGUUACAAAAAAAUAUUUUGGCACCCUAA
Trichomycterus rosablanca is the source of this 2359-nucleotide messenger RNA. It is a transcript of the gene mnmip1, whose product is annotated as SH3 domain containing 21. Lineage: Eukaryota; Metazoa; Chordata; Actinopteri; Siluriformes; Trichomycteridae. Bases 211 to 1767 code for a protein of 518 amino acids. The transcript has 17 exons. Gene Ontology annotation, biological process: actin filament organization; cell migration. The record is from RefSeq and is a predicted model, not a curated record. Gene Ontology annotation, molecular function: protein binding.